UUCCGGAUUGAAAUCAGUUCGUACAAAAAAAUAUUUCUUUAAAUCACUCUGCAGAAGCAUUCCCUGCUGACAAAAUUUUGCAACCAAAAGAAAAGGAAAAUGCCUGCUUCUUCAAUGGAGUUUCCAGUUCUCACGGGUUCUCAUGUAGUUUCUCGCAUUUCCUUAUUGACCCGUUUCUCUUCGAAGCCUGUUUUCUUCAAUUCAUUCUUUGGUCCCAAAAGUUUGUGUUGUAAAAGAUUGUGUUAUAACCCUACGUCUGUUGUUAAAAUUUCGAUGAGUAUGGAGAAACAGUCUAGCUCUUUAAAUGGGUACGGCCAAAACAUGGAGCGGAACAGUGGGGUGCUCGAAGUGAUUGCCAUUGGUAGUAGGAAAGAUGCUCUACUUGAAUUUUGCUUGGACUCGCCUUUCCAGUCGUCUUCUUUGAGAUUUUGGAAUGUUCUCAUGAAAGACUCAUCAAAUGUGCAGUUACAUCAAAGGUUCCUAGGAAAAGAUCUUACACCAAGGAUUGUGGAAGCUGCUAUUUUCAUGCAGUCAUGUCCAAAAACUAUUAUCCUUGUGGCUGGUGCUGGGUAUGGCUCGGAUCACAUUGCAGUAAUGGAAAUUCUUAAAACAAUAAGAGCUUCCAAUGGAUUUUCUGUUGCUAUAAUUUUAAAGCCUUUCACCUUUGAGGGGCAAAGACGACUUGAUGAGGUCAAGGAUUUGGCAGGAAAACUUCAAGAGCUUACAAAUUUUUGUAUUGAAAUUGACACUGACUCCUUGCUAAAAAACGAAUUGGUGACUCUAGACGAGGCUUUGAAAACUGCCAAUAAUGCUGUUUUCCUUGCCAUAAAUGCUAUAUCAGUUGUCAUAAGUGAGGUGCAAAUAAAACUUAUUGAUGCAGUUCAUGAUAAUAUGAAAGAACUAGGAGUUUCAGAAGUUAUAAAUAUUCUUGGAAAGUACAAAGAAGCAAAACUUGGAUUUGGAGCUGGUUACAACAUCAGAACUUCAAUUUUGCAAGCUAUGUAUGACUGCCCUUUUAUUGGUGCAGGGGUAAAGGACCUCGACGGCAUGGUUAUAUGUGUUGUUGCAAGUUCUAAUGUUAUCAACAACAAUGAUGUGCAAGCCUUUUUGCAUACAUUCCGUCAAACUACAGAGUACACUAAAGAUAUCAUUAUAUCUGUGGUUCAUGAACCUAAGCUCGAGCCCAACCUUCUAGUCACAACAGUUGUUAUCUUGGGUCAUCUUGAAGAACAAGCUUCAAAGAAAAGCAGCAUCUUCACUAGACUGGCACAGCAUUUCCCGUUUGUUUUUAAUCUAUUGAGGAGACAUCCUUCACGGUCAAAUGAUACAAAUGAUGUCAAGGUGAUGAAUAGGACUGAUUCUGAUGAAAUGGGAAAAGAAGUAGCUUUAGAAGGCAUAUCUGGAGGCUUUGAUGAUCGCCAUGGUGAAAUUCAGGAUACACUGAACGACAAAUCCAGUGAUAUCUACUCUUUGAGAAAUUAUGACAGUGGAUCUGAUCAAAACGAGAUUGCUUUACUGGAUGGAAAAACCGACUUUUCCAGCUAUUAUGAUGAUAUUACUGAAGGUAUUCCUACUUUCUCUCGGGAACCACUGAGCCACUGGAAUUUGGGGCCUGGGAAUCAGCUUGCAAAGGAGUGGGCCAAAGAAAGAGCAGCUGACUCAGAAGCUACGCCAGUUCUUGAUAAUCUCAGAAUUUUCUGCCUUCCUGUUGGGGUAAGGUCUUCGGAAGAGCCAGAAGAGGGUAUUAGUACAUUGAAUGCCAUGGAAUUUUCAGAAUCAAAAUCUGAAAAUGUUGUCAAAGCCCCAGCACUUCCCAGUUCAAGUAGGUCUUUGGGUGCAUUUUCUGAUGCAAGUUUUGAAGCAAUGAAGGAAUUUUAUAACAGUGGAUCUACGCUAUUAAAGGGAAAGACUGGUGUUCCUAAGAAGCAGGGAGUACUUUCUGCUCGUGCAGCUUCUAUGCUGGAAGCUGAGCGAGACUCACCAAAGAAGUGGAGUCCUAUUGUGGAGAUGCAUUAUAGAGGAGGAGUCUACAGAGGACGAUGCCAAGGAGGUCUUCCUGAAGGAAAGGGUCGUCUUAUUCUUGGUGAUGGAAACAUUUAUGAUGGUAUGUGGCGCUAUGGUAAGAGAUCAGGUGUGGGUACAUUCUAUUUCAGUAAUGGGGAUGUUUUCCAGGGAUCCUGGAGAGAUGAUCUGAUGCAUGGCAAGGGUUGGUUUUAUUUUCACACUGGAGAUCGGUGGUUUGCGAACUUUUGGAAGGGAAAAGCCAAUGGUGAAGGUCGCUUCUAUUCAAAAUCUGGUGAUGUCUUCUUUGGCCAUUUUGAAGAUGGUUGGCGGCAUGGCCACUUCCUCUGUAUUACCGUUGAUGGAACAAGGUGCAUUGAGAUCUGGAACGAGGGUGUGCUCAUGAGCCGACAGCAAUUGGAUGCCGAUGCUGUUCUUUGAUAAAAUCUCUAAAAAUGUUCUAAAUUAUGUGGCGUAUAUAUUAACCUAUUUUGUAUAGCCAAUUUACAUAAUUUCUUCAUACCACACAUGACACAUUAUAUUCGGAAACCUUAUAAUAAAAUUUUCUUGUAUUUUUGUUCA
Gossypium raimondii (Peruvian cotton) is the source of this 2583-nucleotide messenger RNA. RefSeq names its product protein ACCUMULATION AND REPLICATION OF CHLOROPLASTS 3, chloroplastic. The transcript has 16 exons. Gene Ontology annotation, biological process: chloroplast fission. NCBI's taxonomy places the organism in Eukaryota, Viridiplantae, Streptophyta, Magnoliopsida, Malvales, Malvaceae. The coding region runs from base 100 to 2442 and encodes 780 amino acids. The record is from RefSeq and is a predicted model, not a curated record. Gene Ontology annotation, molecular function: GTP binding. Gene Ontology annotation, cellular component: extrinsic component of plastid membrane; chloroplast outer membrane; cytosol.